AUGACACGUUGCUGGCUUAUGUUCAAUUCGCUAUCCAGCCUUAAGGUUUAUGUCUGCGAAGAUGCUUUCCAGCUGGUUGGCCCCGGUGUGUGCUGGUACCUGGAGUUACUCUUCCCUAGGUGCAUGUUAUGUGCUGUAUUAGGUGCCUCUUUAGUUGGAGCAGUUGAGGAAAAGGAACAGAAACAGAAGGCAGAAACCCAGUUGAUUCAGUCGCAACAAGAUUUGAUCAAAACAUUACAGUGUCAAUUAGAAGAAGAGAGAUUUCAAGUGGCUCUGCUGAGACAGGAAUUAGUUAAUUGUCUCUUAGCAGACACAGAUGACCCUAAUGCCAUUGCGGUGACCAAAAAGAAAGCCGAGGGAGUUACCCCUCCGUCAAUUUAUCCCCAAGCUGAAUUGUUUCAAUUGAAAGAAAGGUUGGACAAAUUAGAAGUCCUGUUGAGACCAUUGAUUAAAAGUGAAUAUAUCUGUGAUGGAGAGGAUGACAUGCCUCAGGUUGUGACUAAAGAAGUGCCAUUUAUGGCCACUGAAUUGGCAAAACUCAAAAAAGAUUUUGACCUCACAUCAAAGGAAUCGGAAACAGAGUAGGUGUGGAGGGUCUCUCUAACUGGGGAUGACCAGAUCUUAUUGACAGAAAAGGAAGCUGAGGGAUAUUGGGGACCUGGAGUGUUUUUGACUACAGGGAACUGUAGGGCUCCCUGGUCCCUGACUCAGUGGGUUGCUUACUGGGCAGGAGGUCUCAAUCCAUUAGAAUGAGGAGAUCUGCUGGCAAUCAUAGGAUCUACAGAUCAAUUAGUAGAGAGUGUUCAAAAGGCAGCUUGUCUGCAAAUGAUGUAUGACAGGGAAUUAAAACCUAAUCAGGAGUCACCCAAUAUGAUUCCUGUGGACCCAGAGAGGAUGGCCUCUCUCAUCCGAGGGCUCCCAGACUCUGUGAAGGCCAUAAGAAUUCAAUUGCAAGGCCAAAUUAGAGCCACUGCAAGUGACGACCAGGUCACAGUGGCAUUGGAGGGAGUGGUCACCCCAGACCACAAACAUUCUGAUAGAAAAGUAUGGACCUGGGGAGAGGUUGCUCAAGAAUUAAUUAAUUAUGGAAGGAAAUACGGCCCUGUGCUGAGCCACCCCAAACAAGAAUCUAAGGGAAUUAGGCGAACUGAGGAGGUACCUAUUUUGAGAGAAACCCCAGGAAAAGUCUCUAACCACGUCAAGAGAGGGUCAGACAGUGAGUGA
This is a messenger RNA of Leptosomus discolor (cuckoo roller), 1224 nucleotides long. Lineage: Eukaryota; Metazoa; Chordata; Aves; Leptosomiformes; Leptosomidae. The record is from RefSeq and is a predicted model, not a curated record.